Aureobasidium vineae is the source of this 2058-nucleotide messenger RNA. The record is from the annotation of a GenBank genome assembly. NCBI's taxonomy places the organism in Eukaryota, Fungi, Ascomycota, Dothideomycetes, Dothideales, Saccotheciaceae.
AUGCUUCUUCGAGUGCCAUUGGCACGAAGGCCGCUGUCGCCAAAGACGUGCGCUCGCUUGAUCCCUUCGAUAUAUACGCCACCAACAACAUGGCGGUCCGGGUCGUCAAUCGCUCGCAAGCAGCCAUCCGCUGGCGCAAACACGCGCCUUGUACGUGACCGCAGACUCGUCCGCACAUCUGCCACUAGCUUCUAUACACCAGAACGCGCCCACAUCAGGCAUGCGACCAACUUGGCCUCAAGAACAGCCAUCAAUCCUCCCUCAAACGUUCCCACAGAACACCAACAACUAUACGCAUCUCUGGACCGUCUGAAGGAUAUCGCCAGCGACUAUGUCAACCAGAGUAGACUACAACUCGCCUUGAGGGGACUGGAGACUUCGCGACCCACUGUGAGAAUCGGUCUGCUUGGCCUGGGACAAGAUGGAGAUGUUGCUGCAAGGAAACUCGCACGUGUCUUGCUUGCCGAUGCGCUGGGAGAUGAGGGUCAGUGGGAGAAGAUGCUGAAGCAGCCAUACGGAGCCGAAGACGACAUGCCGCCCAUGAACCCGCUCGUAAACGAAUUGAACAUCCCCUCACGCGUCUUGGAGAAGAACAACCUCGAGAUUCUCAUCACAGCCCUCAACACACCCAGUGGUCCUAACAUCAGCGCUGAUCCAUCAGGACUAGCAGAAGCCAUCUUAGUGCCCCCGUUACAGACCCCCGUCGCUUCCUCUGGCCGUACCGGCUUUGUGCGCUACCCCGUCCAUAAGGCCAUCGUUGUCGGAGAAGGAAUUCAAGGAUGCAUGGACUUUGGCCGUCUCUCCAGCGCUUUGGAAGCCACAACUCUAGGAGUUACAGGCGCACAACAGGGUCUCAUCCAGGUUGCUCUAAGUGUACCACGCGACAGCCCUCGCACCCAAACCCACGACACUGGUUUGAUUUCUCCCGUCGACAUCGACCAAGCUGGAGCUGCUCUCGAUCUCUUCCGCCAGGACGUCGCCAACAGCGCCAUCUUUAACACAAAAUGGCAAGCUAGCAACAUCCAGGCCAUCAUCAAAUUCUUGGCCUCGGACCCUAUGGAUCCUAUCACUGGCGAUUCGGUAGGCCUGAGGCCAACUCUGCAAUCACACAUCCGCUCUACUCUGGACUCUGCAGCCGACGCCCUUGCUCUUUCCGAACAAGUCGCCAACAAUGCUGUGGUUUCCAACAGCAUCUCCGACCAAAAACACGAUGUAAACGUGGCCGCUGAGGAAGUGCUACGCUCACAUUGGCUGCUUGACGCUGAAUCCACCCUUGCUUUCCUUGCCGGUAGAAUCGAACAAGCAGGUUUCUUUCGCAGCAGAGGCGGUGUAGCAAACUUCAAUCCCGACUACGCCAUGCACGCUUCCGAUCGUGCAGUCGACACAAAGACUGGCGAAGUCAUAUCGAAGGAAAGAGCUUUCCUGGCUCCUUCCCAAGCUUCUUCUGCGCCAUUAAAGAAAUCUUCAAAGGGGUUCUUCAGCAAAUUCUUCACCGACAAGGUUGCUCAACCUAGCGCUGCUGACCUCCUCAACACACACGCCCUCACGGCAAAGGUUGCACAAACUGGUGGAAUCGAUAUCUUCCAUUCGAGACCUUGGCCAUUGGCUAUUCACUUUACACGUCAAAAGCUCUUGCACGCUUUAGUGCCGUCCCUGCAAGCGCGUGCUCAGACCCUACUCGUACAAUCCCUUACUACCAUCGGCGCAACCUCUGCUUUGGGUGUUUGGCUCUAUAUUGCCACUUCAGGUACCAUGCUGGCCGAAUCCGGCGCCAUCGCAGCACUAGGUCUUGUCUGGACUCUACGCCGCCUGCAAAAGAAAUGGGAGGCCGAGCGGGAGACUUGGGAAGCCGAGGUCCGCGAACAUGGACGCGUGGUAUUGGCCGAAGUGGAAGACGUGUUAAGGACGGUGGUUAGAGAAAACGAGAGGGGUGUCUUGAGGACUUCUGAUCUCGAGGACUGGAGCAGAGCCAGAGAAGCUCUGACCGAGGUCAAGAAGGCUUUGGGAGAUGUCGAUGCGGUUGAGGAAAAAGUGCAGGAAAUUGGUGUCAAGUUGUAA